Molecule: messenger RNA, 9721 nt
Organism: Amphibalanus amphitrite
Lineage: Eukaryota; Metazoa; Arthropoda; Thecostraca; Balanomorpha; Balanidae
Product: kinesin-like protein unc-104
Exons: 70
Biological process (GO): microtubule-based movement
Molecular function (GO): microtubule motor activity; microtubule binding; ATP binding
Source: RefSeq, a predicted model, not a curated record
UUUCAAUUUGUGCUUUUUAAUUGUGUGAUAGUGGAUCUGAGUUUGUGAUGCUGCGGGGCGAAGUCGUUGGAUCGUUGCAAGGCCCUUAAAAUUGGGUCGUUAGGUCAAGAGAUUGAUAGAAUUCAAAUUAGUCGAAUAAUUCUGUUUUCUGCUGGUACAGGGAACCUGCAUUGCAACUGGUCAACUGGGUAGGUGACGUCACAGCGGCGACGGACCGGGUGACGUCACAUCAUGUCGUCGGUCAAGGUGGCCGUGCGUGUGCGGCCGUUCAACGGCCGAGAGAUCAGCCGCGAGUGUGACUGCGUCAUCGAGAUGGACGGCAACACCACCACUAUCACAAAUCCAAAGCAAAUAAACGAUAACAUCAAGAGUUUUAAUUUCGACUACUCGUACUGGUCAAUAGAGCCGGCCGCUCCGCAGUUCGCAUCACAGGAGCGCGUCUAUCAGGAUAUCGGUGUUGAGAUGCUCGACCACGCCUUCGAAGGCUACAACGUCUGCAUCUUCGCGUACGGCCAGACGGGCGCGGGCAAGUCGUACACGAUGAUGGGCAAGCCGGAUGGUGACCAGGAGGGUAUCAUCCCGCGGAUCUGCCGUAACCUGUUCCAGCGCAUCUCGAACGACGCCGAGCCGGAGGCGCAGUACUCGGUGGAGGUGAGCUACAUGGAGAUAUACUGCGAGCGCGUCAGGGACUUGCUCAAUCCCAAGAACAAGAACCACCUGCGGGUGCGCGAACACCCGCUGCUCGGUCCUUAUGUGGAGGACCUCUCCAAGCUGGCGGUGACUGCGUACGAAGACAUCCGAGACCUGAUGGACGAGGGCAACAAGGCCAGGACGGUGGCUGCCACCAACAUGAACGAGACGUCCAGCCGGUCCCACGCCGUCUUCACCAUCAUCUUCACGCAGCGGAAGUACGACGCGGCCACCGACCUCACCUCGGAAAAGGUCAGCAAGAUCUCGCUGGUUGACCUGGCGGGGUCGGAGCGAGCUGACUCGACCGGAGCCAAGGGCACCCGGCUGAAGGAGGGAGCCAACAUCAACAAGUCGCUGACCACCCUCGGAAAGGUCAUCUCGGCACUUGCUGAAGUGGCGUCCAAGAAGAAGAAGAAGGCCGAGUUCAUCCCGUACCGGGACUCGGUGCUGACCUGGCUGCUGCGGGAGAACCUGGGCGGCAACAGCAAGACGGCCAUGGUGGCCGCCCUCUCCCCGGCCGACAUCAACUACGACGAGACGCUCUCCACGCUGCGGUACGCGGACCGUGCCAAGCAGAUCGUCUGCAAGGCUGUGGUGAAUGAGGACGCCAACGCCAAGCUGAUCCGAGAGCUGCGGGAGGAGAUCAGCCGGCUGCACGACCUGCUCAAGGUCGAGGGCAUCCAGGUGGACUCGGACGGGACCGUUAAUUAUUCCAAUAAUAAGCCCAAGUCGAAUUCGGCUGCCGAGGAGGGCUCGGCUGAGGCCAGCGGUACCAGCAAUGUCACCAAGGAUGCCGUCCACCAGCUGCAAGUCAACGAGAAAAUCAUGGCAGAGCUCAGUGAGACCUGGGAGGAGAAGCUGAAGCGCGCCGAUGACGUGCGUCAGUACCGGGAGACGGUGUUCGCUGAGAUGGGUAUCGCUCUGAAGGAGGACGGCAAGACGGUGGGCAUCUUCUCGCCGAAACAGACACCUCACCUGGUGAAUCUGAACGAGGACCCGUCCAUGUCCGAGUGUCUCAUAUACUACAUCAAGGAGGGCAUCACGCGCGUGGGCUCGGCAGAGGCCAACAUCCCGCAGGACAUCCAGCUGAUCGGCACGCACAUCUACAACGAGCACUGCAUCUUCGAGAACAGGGAGGGCGUGGUGAUGCUGAUACCCAAUGACGGCGCGCUCUGCUAUGUGAAUGGGCGGACCAUCACCCAGCCGGUGGUGCUGAGGACCGGCAGUCGCGUCAUCCUCGGCAAGAACCACGUGUUCCGCUUCAACCACCCCGAACAGGCCCGUGAGCGGAGGGAGAAGUCCCCCAGCCGAGAGACAACUCCCAGCAGCGAGUCGGUUGACUGGCAGUUUGCCCAGUUGGAGCUACUCGAAAAACAGGGCAUCGACUUGAAGAAGGAGAUGGAGAAGCGUCUGGAGGCGAUGGAGGAGCAGUUUAAAAAGGAGAAAGAAGAGAGCAAACUGCAGUUUGAGAAGGAGCGGAAGAACUACGAGGCCAAGAUUGACGCACUGCAGAAGCAGGUGGAGGAGCAGACGAUGACCAUGUCCAUGUACUCGUCCUACACGGCCACCGACGACUUCGCGCCGGAGGAAGACGUUUACGUGAAUCCUCUGUUUGAGAACGAGGUGAGCUGGACAGACCGCGACUUCCAGCUGGCGGCCACGUGUUUCCAGAAGUGGCGCUACCACCAGUUCACCUCGCUGCGAGACGACCUCUGGGGCAACGCCAUCUUCCUCAAGGAGGCCAACGCCAUCAGCGUCGAGCUCAAGAAGAAGGUCCAGUUCCAGUUCACGCUGAUGACGGACACCAUGUACAGCCCGCUGCCAGCUGAGCUGACGCCCUCAGCUGAGGACGAGCUGGAGGCGGCCGCCGAGGGACGCCCCUACCCUCGCACCAUCGUCGCAGUCGAGGUCAAGGACCAGAAGAACGGAGCAACACACUUCUGGAGCAUCGAGAAACUGCGACAACGUCUGGAACUGAUGCGCGAGAUGUACCACAACGAGGCGGAUCUGAGCCCCAGCUCUCCGGACCACAGCGUCGACAACGUCACCGGCGGCGACCCGUUCUACGACCGCUUCCCCUGGUUCAGGGUCAUCGGCAGAGGUUUCGUUUACCUGAGUAAUCUGCUGUACCCGGUGGCGCUCAUACACAAGGUGCCCGUGGUUAACGGUAACGGAGACGUCAAGGGCUACCUGCGCGUGGCCGUCCAGGCCGUGCUGGACGAGGACGGGUUGGAGUGCUCCUCGGGUGUGCGCCAGUCGGCUCGGAUCACCUUCAGCGACGACCAGCUGGCGGCACGGCCGGCCGGCGCGCGCGGACCGCCGCCACUAGGAGAGGACGCGUCAGUAGAGGCCGGCGCGCUCACACGAGACGGCGAGACGGACGCGGACAGCGGCCGCGGCGACUCGGAGAAGGAGGCCGAGGAGCAGCUGCCGGCCCACCUGACGCCCGGCGCCGAGUUCACCUUCCGUGUCACCGUCCUGCAGGGCAUGGGCAUGCAGAGCGACUACUCGGACGUCUUCUGCCAGUUCAAGUUCCGACAUCGCGACGACGAGGCGUUUUCAACAGAGCCUAUCAAAAACUCUGGGGCCGCGCCCAUCGGCUUCUAUCACGUCCAGAACAUCACUGUGACGGUGAGCCGGUCGUUUGUCGAGUACCUGAAGACGGAGCCGCUGGUGUUCGAGGUGUUCGGCCACUACCAGCAGCACCCGCUGCACAACGACUCGCGCAUGGACUCUUGCCUCCGUCCGCCGCCACGUCGUCUGCAGCCGCUGGCCAUUCCCAUCAGCCAGCCGGUGCGCUCGUCCAAGUUCGGUCCGCUGCAGCAGCCGUGCUCGGCCCACGUGCACGCCCGGCACGACAUCCUCGUCUGGUUCGAGAUCUGCGAGCUCGCACCCAGUGGGGAGUACGUGCCAGCCGUGGUGGAGCACCAGGACGAGCUGCCGACGGGCGGUCAGUUUCUGCUGCACCAGGGCAUCCAGCGCCGGCUGAGAGUCACCGUGGUGCACGAGCGUAGCGCUGAGAUCAACUGGAAGGACGUCAGGGAACUGGUGGUCGGCCGAAUCCGCAACACGGUGGAGUUUGAGGAAGAGGACGAGAACGACACGAGCGUGCUGUCGCUGGGCCUGUUCCCCGGCGAGUACAUCGAGUACGCAGGCGACUCGCGGACCAUCUUCCGGUUCGAGGCGGCCUGGGACUCGUCUCUGCACAACUCUGUGCUGCUGAACCGGGUGACGCCGUACGGAGAGGUGGUCUACAUGACCAUCUCUGCCUACCUGGAGGUGGCCAACUGCGCUCAGCCGGCCAUCAUCACCAAGAACCUGUGUAUGACUAUCUACGGCCGGGAGGCGCGCACGGCGCCGCGCACCUUCCGCCGGCUGUUCCUGGGCGGCCUGAGGACCAGCGACGCCAACCGGCUGACGGGUGUCUACGAGCUCAGCCUGCGCCGCGCCGCAGACGGCGCCGGCGCCAGCCGCCGCCAGCGGCGCGUGCUCGACACGAGCGUGCAGUACGUACGCGGCGAGGAGAACCUGGAGGGCUGGCGGCCGCGCGGCGACAGCCUGCUCUUCGAGCACCAGUGGGAGCUGGAGAAGCUGACCCGGCUGCAGGAGGUCGGCAGGAUCAGACACCUGCUGCUGCUGAGGGAGAAGCUCGGCCUCGACCGGCUGCCCUGUCUCGGACACGAGUUCAGCAAGUCCGAGAAGGACGUGUGUAACCAGGUGGCCAAGGCGAGCAGCGAGGGCCGGCUGACAUCUGUGACCGCCCCUCCGGCCCGCACCCCUCCCGAGGACGUAUACGAGCCCUGGCAGAUGACCGAGCGGGAGCGGUACAUCGCCUCCAAAUACGUCGGACUCAUACUGGGCCACAGCGUGCAGACGCUGCCCAGCCACCCGCCGGUGACCUCGGUGGAGCCGCCGACCUCGCCGGUCGCCGGCGAGCUCCUCUCUCCAGACAAGCCGCUGUGGAGCGGGGAGCGGCCCAACACUCUGGCCACCGACGGCCCGCUGCGCCGGCCUGCCGGCUCGCCGCUGCCCUCGCCCGGAUCGCCGAUGGUGCUGGCCGGCGCCGAGCGGCCGGCGGCGCCCCAGUUCUGCGCAGAGCUCGAGGAGAUCCGCGUCUCGCCGGCCGUCAGCCGGCGCGGCCUGCUGCAGGUCUACGAGGAGCAGACGCAGACCUGGCUCAAACGCUGGCUGGUGGUGCGGCGGCCGUACGUGUUCCUGUUCCGUGACGCCAAGGACCCGGUGGAGCGCGGGGUCAUCAACCUGGCCACGGCGCAGAUCCAGUUCAGCGAGGACCAGCAGGACGACGUGCCCAACUCCUUCAGGGUGUCGACGCAGCACCGGCAGUACCUGCUGCAGGCGGUCGGCAAGGACCCGGUCCGGGAGCUCUACGAGUGGCUGUACGCCAUGAACCCGCUGCUGGCCGGGCAGAUCAGGUCCAAGCAGGGCCGUCGACGCCGGAUCUCCGGCAGUCGGCCGCGCGAAUCGUGUGGGCUCGCGCAGCGCGGCGCCGGCAGCGUUCACCACAAACACGGCGGCGGCGAGGGCGCGGUGCACGCGCCGCCACGGCUCGGCCUGGUGCGGCUGGAGGCGCGCCGCCGCCAGCGUCUCGGCCACGUCCGGGAACAGCAGGCCGUUGUACUCGUGGUCGGGAUCGACGAGGACGGUCUGGAAUGCUCCUCUGGUGUGCGCCAGUCGGCCCGCAUCACCUUCAGCGACGACCAGCUGGCAGCGCGGCCGGCCGGCGCGCGCGGACCGCCGCCACUAGGAGAGGACGCGUCCGUAGAGGCCGGCGCGCUCACACGAGACGGUGAGACGGACGCGGACAGCGGUCGCGGCGACUCUGAGAAGGAGGCCGAGGAGCAGCUGCCGGCCCACCUGACGCCCGGCGCCGAGUUCACCUUCCGUGUCACCGUCCUGCAGGGCAUGGGCAUGCAGAGCGACUACUCGGACGUCUUCUGCCAGUUCAAGUUCCGACAUCGCGAUGACGAGGCGUUCUCGACGGAGCCCAUCAAAAACUCCGGGGCGGCGCCCAUCGGCUUCUAUCACGUCCAGAACAUCACUGUGACGGUGAGCCGGUCGUUUGUCGAGUACCUGAAGACGGAGCCGCUGGUGUUCGAGGUGUUCGGCCACUACCAGCAGCACCCGCUGCACAACGACUCGCGCAUGGACUCCUGCCUACGUCCGCCGCCACGCCGUAUCCGCAACACGGUGGAGUUUGAGGAGGAGGACGAGAACGACACGAGCGUGCUCUCGCUGGGCCUGUUCCCCGGCGAGUACAUCGAGUACGCAGGCGACUCUCGGACCAUCUUCCGGUUCGAGGCGGCCUGGGACUCGUCUCUGCACAACUCUGUGCUGUUGAACCGGGUGACGCCGUACAGAGAGGUGGUCUACAUGACCAUAUCAGCCUACCUGGAGGUGGCCAACUGCGCUCAGCCGGCCAUCAUCACCAAGAACCUGUGUAUGACCAUCUACGGUCGUGAGGCGCGCACGGCGCCGCGCACCUUCCGCCGGCUGUUCCUGGGCGGCCUGCGGACCAGCGACGCCAACCGGCUGACGGGCGUCUACGAGCUCAGCCUGCGCCGCGCCGCCGACGGCGCCGGCGCCAGCCGUCGUCAGCGGCGCGUGCUGGACACGAGCGUGCAGUACGUGCGCGGCGAGGAGAACCUGGAGGGCUGGCGGCCGCGCGGCGACAGCCUGCUCUUCGAGCACCAGUGGGAGCUGGAGAAGCUGACGCGGCUGCAGGAGGUCGGCAGGAUCAGACACCUGCUGCUGCUCCGGGAGAAACUCGGCCUCGACCGACUGCCCUGUCUCGGACACGAGUUUAGCAAGUCCGAGAAGGACGUGUGUAACCAGGUGGCCAAGGCGAGCAGCGAAGGCCGGCUGACAUCUGUGACCGCCCCUCCGGCCCACACCCCUCCCGAGGACGUGUACGAGCCCUGGCAGAUGACGGAGCGGGAGCGGUACAUCGCCUCCAAAUACGUCGGACUCAUACUGGGCCACAGCGUGCAGACGCUGCCCAGCCACCCGCCGGUGACCUCGGUGGAGCCGCCGACCUCGCCGGUCGCCGGCGAGCUCCUCUCUCCAGACAAGCCGCUGUGGAGCGGGGAGCGGCCCAACACUCUGGCCACCGACGGCCCGCUGCGCCGGCCUGCCGGCUCGCCGCUGCCCUCGCCCGGAUCGCCGAUGGUGCUGGCCGGCGCCGAGCGGCCGGCGGCGCCCCAGUUCUGCGCAGAGCUCGAGGAGAUCCGCGUCUCGCCGGCCGUCAGCCGGCGCGGCCUGCUGCAGGUCUACGAGGAGCAGACGCAGACCUGGCUCAAACGCUGGCUGGUGGUGCGGCGGCCGUACGUGUUCCUGUUCCGUGACGCCAAGGACCCGGUGGAGCGCGGGGUCAUCAACCUGGCCACGGCGCAGAUCCAGUUCAGCGAGGACCAGCAGGACGACGUGCCCAACUCCUUCAGGGUGUCGACGCAGCACCGGCAGUACCUGCUGCAGGCGGUCGGCAAGGACCCGGUCCGGGAGCUCUACGAGUGGCUGUACGCCAUGAACCCGCUGCUGGCCGGGCAGAUCAGCGUUCACCACAAACACGGCGGCGGCGAGGGCGCGGUGCACGCGCCGCCACGGCUCGGCCUGGUGCGGCUGGAGGCGCGCCGCCGCCAGCGUCUCGGCCACGUCCGGGAACAGCAGGCCGUUGUACUCGUGGUCGGGAUCGACGAGGACGGUCUGGAAUGCUCCUCUGGUGUGCGCCAGUCGGCCCGCAUCACCUUCAGCGACGACCAGCUGGCAGCGCGGCCGGCCGGCGCGCGCGGACCGCCGCCACUAGGAGAGGACGCGUCCGUAGAGGCCGGCGCGCUCACACGAGACGGUGAGACGGACGCGGACAGCGGUCGCGGCGACUCUGAGAAGGAGGCCGAGGAGCAGCUGCCGGCCCACCUGACGCCCGGCGCCGAGUUCACCUUCCGUGUCACCGUCCUGCAGGGCAUGGGCAUGCAGAGCGACUACUCGGACGUCUUCUGCCAGUUCAAGUUCCGACAUCGCGAUGACGAGGCGUUCUCGACGGAGCCCAUCAAAAACUCCGGGGCGGCGCCCAUCGGCUUCUAUCACGUCCAGAACAUCACUGUGACGGUGAGCCGGUCGUUUGUCGAGUACCUGAAGACGGAGCCGCUGGUGUUCGAGGUGUUCGGCCACUACCAGCAGCACCCGCUGCACAACGACUCGCGCAUGGACUCCUGCCUACGUCCGCCGCCACGUCGGCUGCAGCCGCUGGCCAUUCCCAUCAGCCAGCCGGUGCGCUCGUCCAAGUUCGGUCCGCUGCAGCAGCCGUGCUCCGCCCACGUGCACGCCCGACACGACAUCCUCGUCUGGUUCGAGAUCUGCGAGCUCGCACCCAGUGGGGAGUACGUGCCGGCCGUGGUAGAGCACCAGGACGAGCUGCCGACGGGCGGUCAGUUUCUGCUGCACCAGGGCAUCCAGCGCCGGCUGAGAGUCACCGUGGUGCACGAGCGAAGCGCAGAGAUCAACUGGAAGGACGUCAGGGAACUGGUGGUCGGCCGUAUCCGCAACACGGUGGAGUUUGAGGAGGAGGACGAGAACGACACGAGCGUGCUCUCGCUGGGCCUGUUCCCCGGCGAGUACAUCGAGUACGCAGGCGACUCUCGGACCAUCUUCCGGUUCGAGGCGGCCUGGGACUCGUCUCUGCACAACUCUGUGCUGUUGAACCGGGUGACGCCGUACAGAGAGGUGGUCUACAUGACCAUAUCAGCCUACCUGGAGGUGGCCAACUGCGCUCAGCCGGCCAUCAUCACCAAGAACCUGUGUAUGACCAUCUACGGUCGUGAGGCGCGCACGGCGCCGCGCACCUUCCGCCGGCUGUUCCUGGGCGGCCUGCGGACCAGCGACGCCAACCGGCUGACGGGCGUCUACGAGCUCAGCCUGCGCCGCGCCGCCGACGGCGCCGGCGCCAGCCGUCGUCAGCGGCGCGUGCUGGACACGAGCGUGCAGUACGUGCGCGGCGAGGAGAACCUGGAGGGCUGGCGGCCGCGCGGCGACAGCCUGCUCUUCGAGCACCAGUGGGAGCUGGAGAAGCUGACGCGGCUGCAGGAGGUCGGCAGGAUCAGACACCUGCUGCUGCUCCGGGAGAAACUCGGCCUCGACCGACUGCCCUGUCUCGGACACGAGUUUAGCAAGUCCGAGAAGGACGUGUGUAACCAGGUGGCCAAGGCGAGCAGCGAAGGCCGGCUGACAUCUGUGACCGCCCCUCCGGCCCACACCCCUCCCGAGGACGUGUACGAGCCCUGGCAGAUGACGGAGCGGGAGCGGUACAUCGCCUCCAAAUACGUCGGACUCAUACUGGGCCACAGCGUGCAGACGCUGCCCAGCCACCCGCCGGUGACCUCGGUGGAGCCGCCGACCUCGCCGGUCGCCGGCGAGCUCCUCUCUCCAGACAAGCCGCUGUGGAGCGGGGAGCGGCCCAACACUCUGGCCACCGACGGCCCGCUGCGCCGGCCUGCCGGCUCGCCGCUGCCCUCGCCCGGAUCGCCGAUGGUGCUGGCCGGCGCCGAGCGGCCGGCGGCGCCCCAGUUCUGCGCAGAGCUCGAGGAGAUCCGCGUCUCGCCGGCCGUCAGCCGGCGCGGCCUGCUGCAGGUCUACGAGGAGCAGACGCAGACCUGGCUCAAACGCUGGCUGGUGGUGCGGCGGCCGUACGUGUUCCUGUUCCGUGACGCCAAGGACCCGGUGGAGCGCGGGGUCAUCAACCUGGCCACGGCGCAGAUCCAGUUCAGCGAGGACCAGCAGGACGACGUGCCCAACUCCUUCAGGGUGUCGACGCAGCACCGGCAGUACCUGCUGCAGGCGGUCGGCAAGGACCCGGUCCGGGAGCUCUACGAGUGGCUGUACGCCAUGAACCCGCUGCUGGCCGGGCAGAUCAGGUCCAAGCAGGGCCGUCGACGCCGGAUCUCCGGCAGUCGUAACUCCAUCCUGGACUCCAAUGAGACGAGCUCAGCGCCGGCGCCCUGCCCGAGUGCGCGGUCGCCUA